AUACAUCGCAAUCAUAGGACGUCACAACAACAAUCGUUAGCGCUACAAAAUACUCAGCAUUCUAAAUUAAAUACGAACAUUCCGUGUGUACGUACGUUUGUUCCUGACAUUGCAAAUUAAUUUCAAGACUAUUAUUGUACGUUUUGUUUUGUAGCCAGCCGUAUUACGUUGCUAUUAGCAACAUAACAGUAGUAUUGUUAGAUGGGCUCCCCGCCUUUUCGCGCAUGCGUGACGUAACGAUGAUGUUUACAGUCACGUAUAUGAUGGAUACCUAAAUUUUGGCGGGAUCUCAUCGAGGACAAUGAGGGCUCGUGCGGGAUCUCAUUUCAUCAGAUCAUUCAAUGCGCAUGCGCGAAAAAGGGACACCAACUAGCAUUGUUUCUAACUUUCUAAAAUCGCAUGCGACUUGCACAUGCAACAGAAUGAGUACAGCUCAAAUACAUUUUAGAACAUUCUAGUCUUGUGUUAAAUACUGUUCAGUACUGUAUUAAGGAUAAGAAGACGUGCCUUAGUAGAGAUAUAGAUGUUUGAAUUUGAAUAAUUGAAAAUAAUUUAUAUAAAAAUUUUCUAUAUAUUAAUUAUACCUUUUUAUACAAGUUAAUCAAUUUGAUAAAAGAUAAAAUGUUGGAUUCGGAAUACACAAAAUUGGAGGAGGAAAAGGAUAGUUCUACUAGUAUUCGGGAAUUCAGGGAAUUCCAGAAUUCAUUAAAAAAAAUUCAAGAUAAGAUAGAUCUUUGCAAAAUACAACAAAAUGACAUUCGUUCUGAUAUUCAAGCUUCCCGUGUUGCAAACAUAGAAAGCACUAAUAACAUAUGUGAUGUUUUCUCACGUGUGCAUUCAGUUUUGACACGGAGCCGCAAUAAAGAUUUGGAAAAUAAAGCAAUCACAAAUUUGAAAGAGCAGAUUGCAAUUUUGAAAACAGAAAAAGAUUCUACGCUUCAAAUGGUGGAGAUGUUGUUGAAAAAUACAAAUGCCUUAGAACAAAAAUUAGAAACUAAACAAAUAGAUAGCUGUCAAGUAAAAUUGCAUGAAGAGCAAUUAGAAAUUGUUAAACAAUCAUAUUCAGAAGUUAUAAAAGCUUUAGAGAAUAAGUUGUUUAAAGUUAAAAGUGAUUUUGCAAAGCAACAUCUCUGGAUGACAAAUAAUAAUACAAUAGAAAUAUUAAAAAGAGAGAAACAGGAAAUGGAGAAUAACCUUCAGGAUCUUCAGCGAACUAUUCAACAGAAAGAUAAGAAUAAUCAGGAUAUAAUACAAUCAUUAACAGAAGAGUUAUCUGCCGCAAAGGCAGAAAUACAAAGACUAAAUGAUUUAAACUCAAAUUCAGAAAAAAAACUGAAUGAGAAUAAAAAAAUUGUCAAUAAUGUUAUAGCAAAGAAUGAGGAAACGAAAUGUAAGCUGGCUGAAGCUCUUGAUUUAAUAGAAUGUGCAAUAAAAGAAAAAGAAGUUGUGCUUGAGAGAGAAGCAAAACUUGUGGAACAAAAUGCCAAGUUGGAAGCUCAAUUGGCUUCCAUUGCCAAAGAACAUGCAAUUAAAAUGCAAGAGGAAAUUGCAAAAUUGACAGAUAUUCAUAAGCACGAUAUGAAAAAAUAUUUAUUAGAAAUUAAAGAAUUGAAAUCAGAAUUGCGAGAAAAGGUGAUGUUAUUGGACCGAUCGCAAAGAGAAAACAGAUUAAUAGAGGCGGAAAUAGAGAAUGAGCGCCAGUCUACUGCAGAUUUAUUGGAAAAAUCAGCUUCCAAAAUACUUGAAAAAAUAUUUGACCAAACACCUAAACAUGCAAAUUCUAAAACUUGUAACGAGACAUGUAAGUUAUAUAGUUCGGAAAUACAACAAUUACAGGAUAAAAUUGUGAAUUUAGAAGAAAACUUAACAAUUUCAAAUGAUCACCUGAAACAAAGUCAGCAACAAAAUCCUAUAAAUGUAGAUUGUAUAAAAUUAGCUGAAGAAAGAACGAAGGACGCAGUUGAUCGUUAUGUUCAUUUAGAAAGCCAAUUAAUUAAAGCUACAAGUGAAAAGGAAUCUCUCACAACUAAAUUAAAAUCAUUACAGUCGGAUUUCGAUUGCGAAAUGCAUAAAAGAGAUUAUGAACGAUGUAUGUUGGAAAAUAAAAUUCACGAAUUAGAAAUGGAUCUUUACAAAGAAAAAUGUAAAGAGAAUAAAUCAGGCACUAGUACUAAUCCAGUACAAGAUUCCUCUCAACAAUGCGAAGAUAUAGUGAAUAAACAUACUUUGGAUAUAUGUAUUAAAAAUAUAAAUCCUAAAUGGCAGUCUUUGUUAGAGGAGAAAAUAAAGAUGCAACAAGAACGUUUUAACAAAAAAAUAGAAGAGCUGAAAUAUCAAGUAACACUUUAUCAAGAUUUAAAUAAAAAUUGGGCGAAUGAAGCAAAAUCUAUAACUCAAACAUUUAAAAAAAAAAUUGAUAGACAACGUGAACUAAUUUGUACAUUACGAAACAAAAAUGCUGAAUUUAGAAACGGACUCUUACUUUUGAAUGAUGAAAAUACAUUUCCAUCAAAUGCUGCGCAUUUUUCCAGGUUGCAAAGAUUUGAGACUAGAUGACAAUGUCUUAUACUAUAAAAAUGAAUCAAUGAAUAUAAUGGAUCUCGUAUACUCAUAAAUAUUAUAGGACAAGUGAUUUUUUUUUAUUUAAUAAAGAG
Cataglyphis hispanica is the source of this 2654-nucleotide messenger RNA. Its product is annotated as putative leucine-rich repeat-containing protein DDB_G0290503. NCBI's taxonomy places the organism in Eukaryota, Metazoa, Arthropoda, Insecta, Hymenoptera, Formicidae. The record is from RefSeq and is a predicted model, not a curated record.